AUGGCACUAACGGUGGCUAUGACGUAUUGGGGUUGCCAUGUCGGACUAGUAUACUUCCUUUACAAUGACAUGGCAUACGUCGAUUGGUUUAGGAAGUGGCUGAUUGCACCAAUAGUAUACCUGGCGUGGUCGGCUAUGCUACUGAAUUUCCUGCUAGCAGUACUCGUCCUCACUCUGAACGAAACAGGGCGGCGAUGGCUUGGUUACGCAGCGUUUGCGUGCCAGAAGCUCAAGGGGAAUGCGUUUCUGCUGUUGCCAGGAACCCAGAUCGUGAAAGCCGCCGCGACUUCGGGAAAAUACUCGACCGCUAAGAUGCUUGGAUCGACAGCAGCUGCGAUGCUGUUGAAUCCGGGGUCGGCUGAGCACGUAUACGAGAUGUUACCUACUCCGAUGAAUCUAUGUUUCUGGUGGGGAAUAAGACUAGAGUACCCCGCGCUGGCGUUCGGCCUGGGGUCCUUCGCCGUUCUAGUCUGCCAGCUGAUCACCGGUAUGGUACUCCAGCCGGUUUUGAAAGCUGGGGGUAACGGAGCCGAGGGUGUCACAGCGGACAAAAUUCAGCUCUGGUAUGCGCUAGCGCCGAAGAAUCGGCGAAUAUUAUAUCAAAAAGAACUAGCGGACAUCGAGGUGUCAGAGAUUGAACGGCUGAUGGACAUUUCUGAAUCUGAGGGUGAGAUAGACUCACCCUUGGAGAGCAUAGAAGAGGGGAAGCUGGACGAACGCGUUCAGAAUGAUGAAUCUACACAUUAG
This is a messenger RNA of Perkinsus marinus ATCC 50983, 747 nucleotides long. RefSeq lists its product as hypothetical. Bases 1 to 747 code for a protein of 248 amino acids. The record is from RefSeq and is a predicted model, not a curated record. The transcript is spliced from 6 exons. NCBI's taxonomy places the organism in Eukaryota, Perkinsozoa, Perkinsida, Perkinsidae.